Molecule: messenger RNA, 954 nt
Organism: Caenorhabditis remanei
Lineage: Eukaryota; Metazoa; Nematoda; Chromadorea; Rhabditida; Rhabditidae
Exons: 6
Coding region: 1-954 (317 amino acids)
Source: RefSeq, a predicted model, not a curated record
AUGGAUACCUCCAUCAACUGCACCAUUAUGUCAGACCUCUCUACCUCCGUAUUCCUGAAGUUAUCUCUAUCCAUCAACCUAUUCAUUUGUCUCUGCGGGUACCCGGUAUACUUAUGGGCGUCGUGGGUACUAUGGUCGGCGAAAAAUUCAAAAUUGUUGCAUGUCAACUUUAAAAUUAUCCUGCAACUUCAUUUGUUCGGUUUUUUAUUUCAUUGCACUGGACGAAUUGCUCUUCACGGGAUGGACUUGAUGAACUACAUGACAACUAUCGAUCCCUGUGAUAUGAUUCCGAAUAUUUAUAGAUGCUUCAUCCUCCGCCUGAUGUACAACUCAGGUCUAUGGCUAACCAACUCCACCGCCGUCUCCCUUAUCCUAGAACGGUGGUUAGCUACCAGAAGAAGUGUGACCUAUGAAGAGGAUACUGUGUUGAUUGGUGUCUUUUGUGCGGGCGUUCAGUUCGUUGUCGCCGCCCUCCCCCUUGCUUUCCUCUACUCCCAAACCAGAUUCCAAGGUGUCACCAUGUAUUACUGUGUCACUGCAGUCACCUCGGCUCCAUACUCUGCUCAAGUCGGUCCUACCGUCAGUAUCAUGUUUCAAGUGGCCGCCCUGGUUUCCUUCCAUCACUUACUACGUGUUAAUAAAGUACGGAUUGCUGACGCUUAUGAAAAACAAGAACCCACACUUCAGAAGCAACGGGAGCUCAAUAUGCAUACGUCGCUGUCAAAUCGAUACCAGCUGGAACAGAAUAUUAGCUCUAUAACCUGCCUGAAAACCUUCGCAGCCAUGGCAUUUGUCUAUAUCGUUUUCCAAAAUGCAUGUUAUAUUACACUCAUGCAAUUUGCAGCAGGACUAGAGAAAUACAAGUAUUAUGCAAUCUUAGAAAUUAACGGAUCCUGGCCCCUCUACGGCAUAAUUUCAAUAUUGGUGCUAGCGAGGACUAUGAAGAAGGUAUGA